AUGGUGUCUUUUUGCCCCUAUGGCCCGUUCCUGAGCCUCCCCGCCUUCUCUGUCCUGGUCGCAACCAUUUGUACCUGGGUUGCUACGUUCGACUGUAGCUUUUUCCGGAUCUCCAAUGUUUCCGAUAGAGGCGAAAGUAUCUCGAUUGGUCUGUGGACGAUAGAGUAUUUUGAAACGUACGAAACGGUUAUCUGGGGCGAAACCAGGACGUCAACGCUUGGAGACGGUGAAUGUGUUCUGUGGAGCAAGAACAGCGGAGCGGGUGUUUCUGAUUUGGAUGCUCCACUUUGGAUUGCCAGGAUCUUUUCGCUAGUCGCGAGUUUGGCGUCUAUCCCACUGCUUGUUGCGAUUCUAGCACCGUCUUGUAUGACCUUCUCUUCUACAUUCUUUCGGCGCUUAUCGAUAGCCCUUAUCUCCGAAGGUGUUUGCACGCUCAUCAGUCUAAGUGCAAUCCGGUCAAAAUGGUGUCUUGACGGCGAGGACUGUACAAUUCGAUUUUCUGGCAUUUUGUGUUUGCUUGCAGUGUUAUUCUGGUUCAUUGCUGGUUGCACCUCUGUUUGUUUGAAAGAAAGUGCCUUUCUCUUGUCUGUUUUCUUUAAUACUCUCUAA
Messenger RNA from Phaeodactylum tricornutum CCAP 1055/1, 609 nucleotides. RefSeq lists its product with no specific name. Bases 1 to 609 code for a protein of 202 amino acids. The transcript has 2 exons. The record is from RefSeq and is a predicted model, not a curated record. NCBI's taxonomy places the organism in Eukaryota, Bacillariophyta, Bacillariophyceae, Surirellales, Neidiaceae.